AUGGCUUCUUUGAAGGAGUUGACUACAAAUUUUGUGAAGUUGGAGAGAUUUGAAGGGGGUAACUUUCUGAGAUGGCAGAGAAAGAUGAAAUUUCUUCUCACAACUUUGAAUGUGGCUUAUGUUCUCAACACUCCCAAACCUCAAGAGAAGGAGGAUGAAACUAUUGCCGAAAUCAGAGAGAGACAGAAGUGGGAGAAUGAUGACUACAUUUGCAUUGGACAUAUCCUCAACAGCCUCUGUGAUGCUCUCUUUGAUGUUUAUCAAGAUACAACCUCGACAAAGGAUCUUUGGGACAAACUUGAGGCAAGGUACAUGCAAGAGGAUGAUACAAGUAAGAAAUUUCUUGUCACUCGUUUCAAUAGUUAUAAGAUGGUUGAUGGAAAGUCUAUCAUGGAGCAAAUGCAUGAAAUUGAACAUAUUUUGAAUAAUUUCAAUCAACAUAAAAUACAUAUGGACAAGUCCAUUAUUGUCUCCUCAAUCAUAGACAAACUUCCUCCUUCAUGGAAAGACUUCAAAAAGAUUCUCAAACAUAAAAAAGAAGAUAUCUCUCUUGAACAAUUGGGAAAUUAUCUUCGUUUAGAAGAGGAGUAUAGAAAGGAAGACGUUGAAAAGGAAGCCAAUACUCAAGAGAAGGUAUAUGUGGUGGAGAAAGAACAGUCCAACAAGACCUCAAAGAAAAGAGAGAAGGAUAAAGACAAACCCCAAGCACAGGAUGUGUAA
Messenger RNA from Neltuma alba, 720 nucleotides. RefSeq lists its product as uncharacterized. NCBI's taxonomy places the organism in Eukaryota, Viridiplantae, Streptophyta, Magnoliopsida, Fabales, Fabaceae. Bases 1 to 720 code for a protein of 239 amino acids. The record is from RefSeq and is a predicted model, not a curated record. The transcript has a single exon.